AUGGAUAUUCACCGCUCUCGAUUCGUGGCGUACCCGUCAUCGGCCAUCAAUGCGCUUUCAUUUUCUCGUUCCAGCGACAAAAACUAUACGGAUCCUAGACCUGCGCUGAAGCUCGCCCUCGGUCGUGCAAAUGGAGACAUAGAAAUCUGGAGCGCCGAUAAAGGAGACUGGGUUCAAGAGUCGGUCUUUCCUGGAGGUUCAAAGAGAAGCGUAGAUGCUUUGGCAUGGAUUCAAGAGCCGGACGACACAGAUUACGAGGGACACACAAUUCUCGGCCAACUGCGCCUGUUUAGCAUUGGCUCGACAGCAGCUGUGACCGAGUGGGAUCUGCUGACAGGAAAAGAGCUGCGCUCGUCGACUGGCAACUUCAGCGAGGUGUGGUGUUUUGCCGCCCAACCGCGAUGGCGACCCAGCAAGGCCUCGCGUGAGGACGAGUUCCGUGGCCAGAACUUGGUCGCUGGCACAGGCGACGGCACCCUUGCCAUUCUCUCGACCGAAGACAACGACCUUGUCUUCAAGCGAUUCUUGGCCCGUGGCGGAAACCGCAAGACUCGAUGCAUGAGCGUGACUUGGAAGGACAGAGAUACAGUCGUCGCCGGCUUCACCGACAGCACGAUCCGUAUCUACGACGCUCGCAACGGUUCUCUUUUGCGCAACCUCAGCUUGGGAGCAGGCAUUCCUGGUGCCCCUCGCGACACUUUGGUCUGGAAGGUCAGAUGUUUGCCCAAUGGCGACAUUGUGUCAGGCGACUCGAAUGGUCAGCUCAAGUUCUGGGAUGGAAGAACAUACACCUUGUCGCAAAGCGUGCACGGUCACGAUUCCGACUGCCUGGAUCUCGUCAGCAGCACUGACGGUACUACUGUCUUCUCGGGUGGCAUGGAUGGUCGCAUUGCUGUAUACAAGCUCGGCGGCAAAGAGGGUGAAAAGAGAAGGUGGGCAAAGACCAGCCACCGUCGCAUGCAUGAGGGUGAUAUCAAGGCAAUGGCCGUCUACGACUCCAAGCACAUGAGUGUCGUUCUCUCCGGAGGUCUCGACACCACGCCCUUCGUCAUCCCGCUCCGCAACUUCAACAAAGAGAACCACCGCAGACUCCCCGGUCUACCUCAGAACCCCGUCCUUGCUUCUUGCCCGCAACAGCGUUUGCUUGUCAGCUGGGCUGAGAGCGAAAUCAGCAUCUGGCGCAUGUACAAGCAGAGUCCUGAGCGCAUUCCCGUACCAGAAGACACCAGAAAGCUCCUCACCCGCAUUCAAAUCGACUCGAAAGAAGCCAUCACCUCUGUGGCCAUCUCCCCCGAUGCUUCCCUCCUCGCCGUUUCUACCGUUGAUUCUGUCAAGCUGUUCCACCUCUCCCGCACCGAAGACGACCGCGAAGACCGAUUACGUGUACGCAAGAUUGCCGCUCCCGAAACCAUCGCUGAGAACGGUGCCCGCUUGAUCACAUUCUCACCAGAUGGAAGAUGGCUGGCAGCAGUGACACCACAAAGCGAAGUCUGCCUGGCAAGAGUAGAGGAUGAUUCGGACAAGCCCACUUUCUUGGACGCAAACGUCGAAAUGGAGCGUCAGACUCGUAAAGUCACAAUUCAGACAGGUCUCAAGAAGUACGAGCGCACCAUCAACAGGAUCGCUUUCUCGCCCGACAGCGCUGUUCUGGUUGCAAGUGAUCUCUCUGGUUACCUUGACAGCUGGGUCCUCGAGGGUCGCUAUGAUUCAACUGCUCCUGCUAUGGACACUGCCACAAAAUCCUCCUCUGGCUCCGACAAGGGCACUUCUUCUGACGAUGACAGCGACAGCGAUGACGAGGACGAAACCACAGUCUUCUAUGGUCAGCAUUGGACAGAUAACCCGUCAGGCAAUCUCUUGCCCAAGCUGGAUUCCGCCCCCCUUGUUCUGUCUUUCCAACCACUCUCACCAGCACAGCAAGAGGAACCUACCACCAAUGGCAACCCUGGUGUUCACCCCACACGCAACAACCCUCAUCCUCAAUCCCACGCUCUCCCAUCUACCAAAUCUCCUCUUUUCGUUGUCACAUCUCACCACCAAGUGUACACAUUCGAUGUCUUGACUGGUCGCCUAACAGACUGGUCGCGUAGAAAUCCUACGAGUGUUCUGCCAGCCGAGUUCCAGACAAUCAAGGAUCGUGCCAUGGGCGUGGUAUGGGACAUCAAUGAUGCUCGCGCUCGUGCCUGGCUAUAUGGUGCCAACUGGGUCGGUAUGCUCGACUUGUCACAAAACUACGAACCCUCUAGCGUCAAGAAGCGCAAGCGUCGCGAGAGCAACAAAUGGGGCAAGCUCGCCGAGCAGCGCAAGAAAGCAAAGGGUAUGGGUGGUGCUGGUGACAAGGCAGCAAGUGGAGAGACAAAGGGCGUUGUCGACGAGAUCCGCCGUAUCGAGGAUGGAAAGGCCAUCGAAUUCACAAAUGGCACCUCCCACGAGCAAGACUUGGACGACGAGGAGGCACUAGACGACGCAGUGGGUCCUCUACGUCGCGGCAAUGACGAUACAGAAGUAGAUACAAAUGGCGGUGCUGAUGGUGCUCUGGCAGUCACUUCAACAGGCCGAAGAAAAUGGUGGUGCACAUACAGAUACAGACCUAUAUUGGGCAUGGUGGCCAUGGGCGAAAAGACAUCAGAUGCAGACGACGAACAGCCUGAAGCCGUGCUGGUGGAGCGUCCGCUAUGGGAUCUGCCACAACUACAAGAGCUGGGUAAAUAA
Messenger RNA from Aureobasidium melanogenum CBS 110374, 2712 nucleotides. Its product is annotated as WD40 repeat-like protein. Bases 1 to 2712 code for a protein of 903 amino acids. Gene Ontology annotation, biological process: maturation of SSU-rRNA from tricistronic rRNA transcript (SSU-rRNA, 5.8S rRNA, LSU-rRNA). NCBI's taxonomy places the organism in Eukaryota, Fungi, Ascomycota, Dothideomycetes, Dothideales, Saccotheciaceae. The transcript has 3 exons. The record is from RefSeq and is a predicted model, not a curated record. Gene Ontology annotation, molecular function: RNA binding; protein binding. Gene Ontology annotation, cellular component: 90S preribosome; t-UTP complex; small-subunit processome.